GCAGAAACCAGCGCCACAGGGCCCGGGGACGGUGACCGACUAACCGACCGUGCCGGACCAGGUUCUCAGGCGCGGGCCCGCUGCGCGAACGACAACCGCCCCACAGUGCCCCGCGGCGCGCACGCGCAGACCGCCGCUCCCAGCGUGAAGCACUGCGGCCCUGCCGGCCGCCUCAAGCAAGCCCCGCGGGGACGGCCGGGCCCGAGCAGCGGGAGCAUGGCGCUGAAACGGAUCCAGAAGGAACUGACUGACUUACAGAGGGAUCCGCCUGCUCAGUGUUCUGCAGGACCUGUAGAUGAUGACUUGUUCCACUGGCAGGCGAGCAUCAUGGGCCCGAAUGACAGUCCUUACCAAGGAGGUGUUUUUUUCCUGACCAUCCACUUCCCUACAGAUUAUCCUUUCAAGCCCCCAAAGGUUGCUUUCACUACCAAAAUCUAUCACCCUAACAUAAACAGCAAUGGCAGCAUCUGCCUGGACAUCCUGAGGUCACAGUGGUCCCCAGCAUUGACUGUGUCCAAAGUUCUCUUGUCCAUCUGUUCUCUUCUCUGCGACCCUAACCCUGAUGACCCACUGGUGCCAGAAACAGCCCACACCUACAAGGCCGACAGAGAGAAAUACAACAGACUAGCAAGAGAGUGGACACAGAAAUAUGCUAUGUAAGUGCCUUGAAGGCUCCAUGGGAGACACUGUCCAAGAGAAGCUUGCCAGGCAGAGUGGCCUUCCUGUGAAGCUCUGAGCUAUUGGCUAAGGCACUCACAGAACAUCCUCCGUGCACACGCGUGUUGGCCACUCACUUCCUCUGGCUGCAGCAUGUUGGUGGUGCCACUUUCACCAUUGUGGCCUUGACAGUAUCACACCUUUGAUGCCAAAUCAGCAACCAUCCUUAUGAUCUACAGUCUUCCUGGUUACUGCUUGUCUCUGGGGAAUCAAGCCAUGCAUGCCUCCCCUACUUGUCCUCAAAUGGUGCCACUAGUCACUAUGGAACUACACAGGGGCCCAGUCUGUUCCCUAACCACAUGACCUUUGCCUUUAGAACACAGUGCUGUCCUGAGGGCCCAGGGCAGAGUAGGCUUCCCUGACACUCUGUCUGCCACAGAACCAUGUCCUCAGGAGCUCCUGGGAACUGGAAGAGCAAUCCGUGAGAGAGCUUCUGUUGUCUUCCACCUCCGCCCUCUGUAGUGCUAUAUGCUGCAUUCCUCUCCUCACACCCGCAGCAAGUGGGAAACAUCAGGAUGUAUAAAACAUGUAACACCCCAGAAGGAGGAUGACGUCAGACAGUGAGGUGGGGUUAAGCUUUUGUAUGUGGUGAGGCUUUCCCCACUCUUCUCCCACUGGGAACUUAACAUGAAGUUCAAGCAUAAGACGUUCACAGACUAGAACACGUGGAAGGAAAGGAACUUCAAAUGCAAAUAAAAAUGAAAUUCCUUCAGAACUAUGACAAUUGGCAUUUUUUUCUCCUUUCAGACAGAAUUAGCAGGUUCUCCAGAGAUCUGAGUAGGCCUUAAGUGCUUGGCUUCCUCUGUGGGCUUUCUGGUGGAGUAAGGUUUGCUCUUAAGAGUACAGGGCUCUGAGAUUAGUUACCUAGGAAAAAGCAAGAGCGAGCACAUCGUGUAUGUGAAAUGUGUUUCUGAAGACAGUUUUGCUACGUAGCUCAAGCUGGUCUUGAAUUGUGGUUCCUCCUGUCUCAGUCUUCUGAAAGUUGGGCUUACUAGCAUAUGCCACCACAUCUGGCUAGGAAAGAAACUUCUAGAAAGGAUUACAAAGAGAGAAGAGAUCUAAGGAGUUU
Molecule: messenger RNA, 1786 nt
Organism: Chionomys nivalis (European snow vole)
Lineage: Eukaryota; Metazoa; Chordata; Mammalia; Rodentia; Cricetidae
Gene: Ube2d4
Product: ubiquitin conjugating enzyme E2 D4 (putative)
Exons: 7
Coding region: 217-660 (147 amino acids)
Biological process (GO): ubiquitin-dependent protein catabolic process; protein polyubiquitination
Cellular component (GO): nucleus
Molecular function (GO): ubiquitin conjugating enzyme activity
Source: RefSeq, a predicted model, not a curated record